AUGCCAGAGAAACGAAAAGCCGCAGAGCUCGAGGAGCUGGAAAUCAAACUUGAUGAAAAAGCACCUCUAUCGAAAAAGGAGGCGAGAUUGCUCAAGAAAGGAAAAAAGUCUAUCGAUGAAAUACAGGCGAAAAAAGCUAUCGUUGUUCCUGUGGAGGAACCUAAGACUGCUAAGAAAGAGCCUGAAAACAAGGCUAAAAUAGGUGUCUGGAUUGGAAACCUUGCGUAUGAUACAACCAGAGAGGACAUAAUCAGUUUUUUGGUUAGAAAGAGUGAGGAAAUGGAACCAGCUAUUACCGAAAACGAUAUCACUAGAGUUAAUAUUCCCAAGAAGACCGCACAUAAAAUUAAAGGUUUUGCUUACAUUGACUUCAAAUCACAGGAACAUGUGGAAACAGCCAUUGCUUUAUCUGAGCAAGAACUGAAUGGACGCAGAUUGCUCAUAAAAGAUGCCAACUCUUUCGAAGGAAGACCUCAGAAGGCUGAAGAACCACUAUCCAAAAAUCCACCCUCCAGAGUUCUAUUUGUUGGAAAUCUCUCAUUUGAUACGACAGAAGAGCUUUUGGAGGAGCAUUUCAGACACUGCGGAGAAAUUGUUCGAAUCCGAAUGGCUACGUUUGAGGAUUCAGGAAAGUGCAAAGGAUUUUGCUUCAUCGACUUCAAGGACAUCGAGGGCCCAACUAAUGCUCUGAAAGACAAGACCGUGCGCAAACUAAUCAACAGACCUCUAAGACUGGAAUACGGCGAAGAUAGGUCUGCUAGAAAAGUCGGAAAAAGAGCUGCAGAUAGACCGACAAUUGCAGAGGACACAGGAGAGAGGCAAUUGCCUCAAAGACAAACAGAACACAAGGUUGUUGCAAGAGAGAGAAGCCUGGGAUUCCAAACCAAGAAACACAACUUCGAAAAAAAUGGUAGAUAUAGCACGCAUCAUGACCCGUCCAAAAGAGUCGCCUCUUCAGUGGCAUUGGCGAACGCCCCAAGACAGAGCGCAGCCAUAGUCGAGCCUAAGGGUAAGAAGAUUAAAUUUGAUUAA
Messenger RNA from Ogataea parapolymorpha DL-1, 1032 nucleotides. Its product is annotated as Nucleolar protein 13. The transcript has a single exon. Lineage: Eukaryota; Fungi; Ascomycota; Pichiomycetes; Pichiales; Pichiaceae. The record is from RefSeq and is a predicted model, not a curated record. Bases 1 to 1032 code for a protein of 343 amino acids. Gene Ontology annotation, molecular function: RNA binding.